AUGAAGGAUGUCAAGGAACGACUCCCCACUAUAGGCAUGGCCUGCGCCUCCAGUUUUGCCUUCCUCAUGGCCAUUCUGGCUGGAACCAAUUGCAAUUUCAUUCAAGUCAAUGCCGUGGAUGGUGACGUUCUAGUACAAACAGACGGCGAUGAAUUGGAGAUUAGUCAAGCUGGUUUGGGAGUGGUCUGUCCGAGUGAUUUCUUUUCCACCGAAGAUGACUCGUUGUGGGGACUCAGCCAAAUUUUCUUUUACGUUAGCAUCGUGUUGGGAGCAGUCACAACCAUGGGAGCAAUUGCAGUAGCUUCCAAAAAGGUAGAACCCACAACCACCAUGUGGAGAAAUCUUUCCAUUGGAUCGGCAGUAACAGCCUUGUGUGCGAUUCCUGUCUUUCUCAUUUUCGAGGCCACUCCUUGUACGGAAUUUCAAUUUCAACAAACCUGCAUAUUUUCGACUGGAUCCCAUUUGCAAAUCAUCAGCACUCUAUGCUGGGUGGUAGGUGUCGCCAUUACACAGUGCUUGGAACCAAAACUGGUGGAUCAAGCCCAAAAGGAAGAAGGGGGUGAAAUUCCAUCCAAUCCGACCGAAUCCAUGCCCUCGGUGGACGAAGAACAGGGAUCCAGUCCUCGAAGCUCGCCACCCAUAGGAGACAUUCUUCCAGUCAAACAAGCAGAAGAAGAAGAAAAGAAGGAGGACAAGGCCGAAGAAUUUGAGAACUUUGCUGGUGCCUUUAAUGCAUUUUCCGAGUUGAAGGAGGAACGAAAAUCCCAAGAGCCGCCGCCGUCGUCGUCGUCACCCGAUAAAAACCUCAAGACGGUUGGUCGAAUCACGGUAACACCUCCCAACGAUAAGGAAAGCAAUGGAGCGGUUUCCAAUUAUCCAGCCUAUCAGGAAGAACCACUUCAACCACGAACUCCAUUCCAGUCCAAAAUGGCCGCGACGAAAUCAGUAUCCAAAAAGAAUCCAGAGAAGGACCAACCCCUCUCCGAUUUUGCCAACUUUGACGAUUUCGAUGACGCUCCUGCUCCACCGCCACCUUCCACGACGACCACCAAAGAAAAGUUGGGUUCCAUGAUGAAGAUCAGGCCCAUUGUUCCCGAAAUGAAGAUCGUUAAUCGUCUCAGCAAUUUCAAGAGCAGCUUGAACAAAAUCCAACGACCCAAUUUUGGAAAACGACCACAGGUUUAUGAUCAAAUGAUGGAGGAUGACAUGUCCCGAAGUAGUAGCAUGGGAUCGGUUUACAAUCCAGUGGCCGUGGCCAUGCGGGGAGACAACAUGUCGGUGCGAUCCUCGGUUCCAUCGGAAGAAUCCUCGGUUGUUAGUAAGACGAUGUCCCAAGUGGCGCAUGAAAAACUCUUGUUGGAAGACUGGGAUGCCCUCCAUGCGGCCACCAAUGCACAGCAACAACAGCAAUCGCCAUCACAAGAACCACAACAGCAGGAGCAACUGGUUCAGAGACAUAUCAAGUUAGAUCACGAACAGGAAAGUGGCGACGAUUGGAAGGCUCUUCAUUUGGCCAUGACUGCUGGUGUACGAAUGGGUCUCACUGAAGGAAUGAGUGGUACCGAAGAUCCCUACGAAAUGGCAUCGUAUCACAGUGAUCCGGAACCAGUCAUUUACAGCAGUGACGAAGAUGAAGAGGACGAUAUUAAUUUGAGUGGUAGACCAAGCAACAUUCCUUCCUCGAUCAUUCCAGAUGACAAUUCGACCAUUUCCAGUCAUUCGUCCACCUCGGUGGCGAAAAAGCACAGCAAGAGCCGUCGGUCCAUGCGAUCCAAACAUCGACAAAGAUCGGACUUGUCCGUGUCGUUGCUAUCGCUCACCAUCGACGAAGAGACUGUCCAAGAUAUCCUCGAAGAGGCUAGUGAGGAUGAGUUGCAAAAUCCGUAUUCCUUUGUGCGCACAAUAUCGGCACCAGAGCCUCGAAGAUCGACUGGAAUUGAAGUAUCGCUGUCGUCGUCUCUUACUCGAAGGCCUUUGGCAGGUGGUGGGGAUGCUGGGUCAGUCAAGACGGCUCGACCCACCGUACCAAAUCAUUUUGGCAAGAAGAAGCGAAAGGAUCCAUUGGAGCUUGGACUCGCAACACCAACCAAGAAGGACCCAUUAGAUUUGGGAAUGGCAGCAAGCGCCUACAGGGAUCCUCUCGAUCUUGGUAUGGCAGCAAGUCCCUACAGUCCCUACAACGACCCUCAUCUCGACAGAGACCCACUUGAAAUGGAAGACGAUGUCAACUCGGAUGACAAGACUGCUCCAAGGGAGAACGCUGUGGAACAUGGACAUCACCGUAGAGCCCAAAGCGAUCUAGGUCAGAGAGCCACGACUCCUCAGAAACCACCCAUGGUACGCCGAGAACAAAGUGCACAAGCUGCGCCAACCCCGCCAAGAAUGGAAGCGCCAACUGCACAAACUCCGCCGAGAACGGUAGCAUCGUCACCAAUGAUGGCUCGACGACUUCGAGCUAUGGCACGAGAGGACUCGAGCAGCUCCGAAUCGGAUGGUGGUAUUUACGACAAGAGAGAAAGAGCUCGUGCUCUUCGUAUUCGAAGAAUGAAGCAGCAGACUUUAAAUGCUUCCAAUUCUACCGACGAGACGGGUUUGAAUACAUCCUAUGCAUCCAAAUACAGCACUGGAAGCUCCUUGCCAUCACCCGCCAGGUCUUUGCCACAACCACCAAUCCAGAAGAAGAUUUCCCGCACCAUCUUCAAGGAAGAAAAGAAAGAAGACGACAGGUCCGAAUCCAGUGCCCGGGUCGUCACCCCCGAUUCCAAGGCUGAAAGUCAGACUUUUUCCUUCAAGAACGAUACCACAUUCGACGAAGACGAUCUCAAUGUGGAUGGUUCCAGCAUUGAAGUCGUCAUGGAGAAAGGCUCAGCCACCUCUAGUGGCAACUCAUCAGGUCGCAUUCCUUCGAUAGUCGUUCGAGACCCCGCGACAGGAUUGCAAACAACCAGUCUUUCCAAAGGGCUGCAACAGCAGCCCAUUGUUUCGCCGACAAUAGGAGGAGAUGAUAUCAGUAUUAUUACACCACACUAUGAUAUCAAGGAUUCUGAUUCGGACGAACAAGAUGACAUGCAUCUUGUAUAUGUCAAAGCAGGUGCCAACAAAGUCAAAGAAAGAAUUCUGAAAAGGUUCUCGUUUUCGGAAAAGUCACAGGCUUCAGCUUCGAAUGCAUCCUCGGAUAAUAGUCAGAAGUAUGGAAGUCACAUAGUGGACAAGCUGGACUUGCAACGAAUCGAAGUGAGUCGUCCACAAGGUGCAGAAUACGGAGAGGAAGAAAUGUCACUCUAG
Molecule: messenger RNA, 3285 nt
Organism: Cylindrotheca closterium
Lineage: Eukaryota; Bacillariophyta; Bacillariophyceae; Bacillariales; Bacillariaceae
Source: the annotation of a GenBank genome assembly